Neltuma alba is the source of this 656-nucleotide messenger RNA. RefSeq lists its product as uncharacterized. NCBI's taxonomy places the organism in Eukaryota, Viridiplantae, Streptophyta, Magnoliopsida, Fabales, Fabaceae. The record is from RefSeq and is a predicted model, not a curated record. Bases 101 to 598 code for a protein of 165 amino acids. The transcript is spliced from 2 exons.
UCGCAUCUGUUUUGGAUACUUCGGUAUUUUUUUAAAACGGAUCUUGGAAUCUUAUUCUAUUGUUCAUGUAUAAGGUGAUUUCAGCAUAAGAAAGGACAUCAUGACAGGUAGAAUUUUGAAGGAAACGAAUUCAGCGUCAGGCAUUGAUAAGCAACCAGAAACACAAGCACGGACGAUGAAGGCAGAAACAGUACAAGUAAAAUGCUAUUGCUGCGAAUUGAUGGAGGAGGGGACAGUGUCGUACGUUGGUCGUGUACGAGAGAAAUACCAAGGUCGCUGGAUUUGCGGGCUCUGUGCAGAGGCAGUGAAGGACGAGAAACAGAGGUCGGAGAGAGACAUUACUACGGACGAAGCAAUGAAGAGUCACAAGAAGUUCCGGCAACAGUUCACAGCAACGAGCCCUCCCAACAAUCCCACCGAGGAUUUGAUUAAGGCGAUGAAGCAGCUGAUGUUGCGGAGUUUGGAAAGUCCUAGGAACGAAGGGAUGACGUGUCGGCCACUGGGCAGAUCUUCGAGCUGCUUCUCUACCAUGACAGGGAUGCAGAAACAGAGCGACCCCGGAGAAGGUCAUGGCAGAGUAAUUGAUAACGCUACCUGAUCAAUCACAAGCAGCUUAUUGGAAUCACAUUGGCUUUGGGGCUGUUGAACACAGCACC